CAGCGGAUCACGGCUGCCUUCCUGGUAUUUGACGAAGAAAAUAUCAAGGCCGUGGAUUCCCGAGAAGUCGCCGUCAUUGUUCGCUCCCUAGGAUGUUGCCCUUCGGAGAGUGAAAUGACCUCCAUAUUGCUGGAAUUGGAGGAUCAGGAGACCCCAGGUUCCGUCCAUCUUGAGCGAUUCCUUCCGAUCAUGACUCGAAUCAUUGCCGAAAACAGGUUCCUUCCGGUAGAGCCUGGAAAAAUGUUGCAGGCCUUCAAGACAUUGGAUGCAGAAGGAAAAGGAUAUCUGAGAAAGGAGGAAAUAUCCGGAAUUAUGGCAAGCCAGGGGGAAGCUUUCUCAAGUCAAGAGAUGGAAGAAAUGCUCUCGGCAGCCCUGUCUCAUGACGACGAGACCAUCGAUUACGAACACUAUGUUAAAAUUCUUGCAGUGGACCGAGACGAUAUUCUCUACGAUUCCUAA
Darwinula stevensoni is the source of this 459-nucleotide messenger RNA. The record is from the annotation of a GenBank genome assembly. Lineage: Eukaryota; Metazoa; Arthropoda; Ostracoda; Podocopida; Darwinulidae.